Molecule: messenger RNA, 672 nt
Organism: Centruroides sculpturatus (bark scorpion)
Lineage: Eukaryota; Metazoa; Arthropoda; Arachnida; Scorpiones; Buthidae
Product: meteorin-like protein
Exons: 3
Molecular function (GO): hormone activity
Source: RefSeq, a predicted model, not a curated record
AAGAGUUCGGGGAUUAUUUAUUCGGAAUUCCGUUUUGCUCUUCACGUGAUAUAUAGUCCUAAAGAUGGACUUCAUCCGGAUCGAUGGAGAUGCUUUGAUUCCCAAAAUAGUCAAACGGUGAUUAUUAUUGAACGCUUAUCACCCGGAAAAAAUUUCGAAUUUCGUUACGAUCUUCAACCUUUGUCAGGUUAUAAUUUAGCAGAAUGCCACCGUUGCGUGCGUACGGAAUUAUUAAAUCAUUAUUGCACUAGUGAUUUUGUAAUCGAAGGGAAUUUAACCGGUUUCCACGAAAACCAAGAAACGCAAAGGACUAAAUUAACGAUUGGCGUCAUUAAAUUGCAUCGAUCGAUCGAUCGAGAUCGAUUUAAAGAUUACGUAUUCCUUUAUCGAUCGUAUAACUGUACCAUACCGGAUUUUGGAGAGUAUAUUUUUAUGGGAAGAAUGAUUUUAGGAAUUCCUGUGGUUCUCUGUAUGAAAAGGCUUUCACAAUGGACGAGAAUUAAACAGAACGCUUUACUUACUUCCAAUUCUCCUUGUAAACUGGAUUCGUAAUGGCAAAUUCUUUGUAAUAGGUUUAUAACUUAAUAAAAAAUUUUUUAAUACCUUUGUACGAAAACGAAUCAAAAUCAAUUGCUGAAGUAGAAAAUUGUAUCUUGGCGACGGCACGACAGA